Messenger RNA from Penicillium verrucosum, 222 nucleotides. RefSeq lists its product as uncharacterized. The transcript is spliced from 2 exons. Bases 1 to 222 code for a protein of 73 amino acids. Lineage: Eukaryota; Fungi; Ascomycota; Eurotiomycetes; Eurotiales; Aspergillaceae. The record is from RefSeq and is a predicted model, not a curated record.
AUGAAGACCAUCACUGACACUGACAGCGACACUAUCGCUAUCGACUGGCCGGAGGAUUGGACGCUCACCGCAUUCGCUAGGUACUCCUGCAUCUCUCAGACAAACGACGGUGACCCGCGCCUCCUUUGUCCUGGUCUCUCAUCGCUUCCCCUCUCCCGGCGCCUCGACCGAAUGUGCGACCUCAAUACCCAACCUCUCACCGGACUCCAUGUGGUCUCAUAA